Suillus clintonianus is the source of this 1635-nucleotide messenger RNA. Its product is annotated as fumarylacetoacetase. NCBI's taxonomy places the organism in Eukaryota, Fungi, Basidiomycota, Agaricomycetes, Boletales, Suillaceae. The record is from RefSeq and is a predicted model, not a curated record. Gene Ontology annotation, molecular function: fumarylacetoacetase activity. Gene Ontology annotation, biological process: L-phenylalanine catabolic process; homogentisate catabolic process; L-tyrosine catabolic process. The transcript has 9 exons. The coding region runs from base 74 to 1432 and encodes 452 amino acids.
CCUAAUUCCUUAUCACAGCGCUGGCCAGGCACACCAAAGAUAAUCGCCCCCCAGCUCUUCAUCCUUCGAUAACAUGGCCUCCCAAAGCAUCAUCCCUAUCCCUGCAGACUCACCUUUUUCAUUAGCAAAUAUCCCCUUUGGCAUAUUCUCCACCCAAUCGCAACCCACCCCCCGUCCUGGUGUAGCCAUUGGGGAACAUAUCCUCGACCUCAAAGUCCUCGCGCUAGAGGGGAUAUUCGCAGAUUGCGAUGUAGCGUUCCCGAAUGAUGUCCUCUCGAAUACAACCCUCAAUGCCUUUGCUGCUCUUGGGAGGCCCACUACGUCUGGCGUACGCGCAUAUAUCCAGUCACUCGUAACACGAUUGUCUUCUCCCCUACACUCGAACCCUUCUCUCCUCGAGAAUUGCACUGUAAGGCAAAUGGAAGCAACAAUGCACCUCCCAUUUGAUAUCGGCGAUUUCACGGAUUACACGAGUUCCAAGACUCAUGCGAAGAAUACGCAUUCGGGACAUGGACAUGGAGGUGUUGAUGUUGACAUGUUCCAUCCUCCUCGUGCAGCUUCUGGACGCGCAUCUACCAUCCUUCCCUCUGGUACACCUAUUGUUCGGCCCAUGGGUCAUCUCCCUCUGGCCCCUACGCGGGACCACCUGUCAUCAGACCUCCUGUUAGGGUCCUCUGAAGGGUCCCUCAACGAUAUCCAUCCAGAAACCCUCAACCACCUUUUAGCAGACACUGCCGGAGAAUUCAGGACUCUCGCUCAAACAACAGGAUUCACGCUCGCACCCACGAACGAACUUGACUUCGAGCUCGAGCUCGCGUUUUUCAUUGGUGUCCCAACUGAGUACUUUGAACGCUUACCAGUGGAGAAAGCGGAGGAUCAUAUAUUUGGUGUUGUGUUGCUAAACGAUUGGAGUGCGCGAGACAUCCAAAGCCCGGAAACCCUCCCCUUCGGUGCAUUUAAUGCAAAGAACUUUGCGAGCACGAUCAGCCCGUGGGUGGUCACACUCGAUGCGCUGGAACCCUUCAAGAUCGCACAUGACAUACGGAGGGUCCCAUCGUACCUUGUGGAUAAGGGAGAUGCGACGUAUGAUAUAUCAGUCAGCAUGGAGGUGAUUCCAGACGGACCGGAGGAGAGGGAGAUGGGGGUGGCGAGAUCGAGUUUGAGGAAUUCGUAUUGGACGUUUCGGCAGAUGCUUUCCUUCCACACCCUCUCGGGAUGUCGCAUGCGUACUGGGGAUUUGAUAGGAACGGGAACGUUAUCUGGAGAGGACCCAGCCUCCCUCUGUUCCCUCAUCGAGCAGCGCAGGCACUUCCCUAACCGAAUGUUCUUACAAGACAGAGAUAAGCUUGUGUUCACGGCUUGGUGCGGGUCACCCCGAAGAGGAGUAGGAUUUGGAGAGUGUUGCGGGGUAGUGCUGCCUGCGAGAUUGUAACAUCACUACACGGCAUGCUGAAGAGACAUUGGGCGGCAAGAGACCAUCCCUAUUGAUGAUCGUUCAUGGCCCCCGAGGAGGGGGGAGGGUCGCAGCCCAGAGAAGGAACUCGACCUACACGGUAAAUUUAUACGGCAGUGGAGACUACAGCCUACAGCUCCCACAUGGAUGCUAUAAACACCCAUAUUAAUGGCAGCCUGGCG